Molecule: messenger RNA, 10154 nt
Organism: Macrobrachium nipponense
Lineage: Eukaryota; Metazoa; Arthropoda; Malacostraca; Decapoda; Palaemonidae
Gene: subdued
Product: anoctamin-5-like
Exons: 22
Coding region: 161-3181 (1006 amino acids)
Biological process (GO): chloride transmembrane transport
Cellular component (GO): plasma membrane
Molecular function (GO): chloride channel activity; protein dimerization activity
Source: RefSeq, a predicted model, not a curated record
GGAGUCUGAGUGAGUCAGUAGGGUCUUGGAAACCGUAAGUGAAUGACGUCUCUUGUCGUCGUCGUCGUCCUCCUCCCGUGGGUUCUGUAAUACGCCAAGGCCGUGCGGCGUGGACAAUUCUCCUUCCGAAUCGAGUCGGCCGCCGCCCCCAACUGUUGUAAUGUCCACUAGUGGGGGGGACUCCGAAUACUCCACCCCUCUCCAGAGUCACCGAACAUCUCGGCAUCUAGCCUCCCCAACUUCCUAUACCUCUGUCUACUAUUCUGCUCAUGACUUGCAUGAUCCAGAAGAUAUGUCAGAUAUGGAUGCCGAUUUGCUGCGGGACCACAACGACAUAGUUCUUGAUGACUUGAAUGGGGAACCGCCAAAUAACACGCAGAAGGUUGGGCCUCAGCCUGAUCUAUUCUUUAAAGAUGGAGACUCGAGCAUCGAUUAUGUUUUGGUCUCACGGGAGACAGAGCCUGAUGCUCCCAACACCGCAGAGAAUGAGGACCGCAGAGAGACUUUUGAAGACCACCUCUGCAAGGAAGGCCUUCACCUGGAAAUCGAUCAAGUGGAAGGUGUACCCCUCAGGUUCGUGAAGGUUCAUGCACCGAUGGAGGUGUGCACUAGAUAUGCCGAAAUACUGAAGUUGCGAAUGCCAAUGAGAGAGUGUGAUGGGCCACUCAGGAAGAGCUUUUUGGGGAGAGUUGGCGAUCUGUUUCAGGAGUUGGUAAGAGAAAUGACGCAGCAAAAAUAUCCUACGCUGUCGCACUUAGCGAAAAUUCAGAAGUUGGAUGAGGUGUUUCUGAAGCAUCGUAUUGUGGUCAAUUUUCCUGGGCUGCCUCCUUUAGAAUUCUCACCGCCUGCAAUAUUCAACGACAUGACGGAUUGCGUGAGUCGAAUGUUCAACUUUGUGAAAUUGGACCCAGGUGUUUUCCCUCCAAAGAAUCGACAUUUUACGGCCGUUUAUUCGAGAGACAAGGAAUACUUAUUUGAUAUCAGUGAAGACCUGUUCACAACUGCUAUUCGGGCGCGAAUCGUUGACUUCAUUCUGAGGAGGAAGAAGUUCAAGAAUGAUGGGGAUGACUUUGAUUUUGGCAUUGAAAAGCUUUUGAACGAAGGUACUUACGAUGCCGCUUAUCCCAUUCAUGAGGGUGACCUACAUGUUGAUGGGAAUGAGCGUGCUUUGUUGUACAAGGAGUGGGCAGCUUUACGUAAUUUCUACAAGUAUCAGCCUCUCGAUUACGUGAAAGAGUAUUUCGGAGUGAAGAUUAGUCUGUACUUUGCAUGGCUAGGUUUCUACACAUACAUGCUCAUUCCAGCAUCAGUUGUUGGGCUGUUGUGUUUCAUUUACGCAGUUUCUACAAUAAAUGAUCACCAACCAAGCAAUGACAUUUGUAAUAAACAACUGAACAUCACCAUGUGCCCACUGUGUGAUCAUUUCUGCGAUUAUUGGAGUCUUGAAGAGACUUGUUUUCACGCCAAAUUUACUUAUCUAGUCGACAAUCCUUCGACCAUAUUUUUCACUGCGUUUAUGUCUCUUUGGGCCGCCCUCUUCCUUGAAAUGUGGAAGAGAUAUUCGGCUGAAAUCACGCACCGCUGGGACCUGACGGGCUUUGACAUUCAAGAAGAGCACCCUCGGCCACAGUACUUAGCAAGGUUAAGGCACAUUAAAAAGAAGACCGUAAAUAUUGUUACGAAAACUUUAGAACCUCGGCCGCCCUUUUGGAGAAUGAGAUUUCCAGGGGUCAUGAUUAGUUUGUCAACGGUAUUUUUGUUGGUAAUGAUGGCGAUAGUAGCUGUCUUUGCAGUCAUUUUGUACCGUAUGUCUGUUUUAGCAGCUCUGAGCAUCCACGGUGAUUCUGUCAUCACUUCUUACGCCAUUAUAUUCACAUCAACUACUGCAGCCUUCAUUAACUUGAUUUGUAUCAUGAUAUUCAAUCAGAUAUAUGCGCGCGUUGCUGAAAGACUGACGGAACUAGAAUUGCAACGCACUCAAACAGAGUUUGAUGACUCCUUAACCUUAAAGAUUUACCUUCUACAGUUUAUAAAUUAUUAUUCGUCAAUUUUCUACAUCGCCUUUUUCAAGGGCAAGCUAGUCGGGUAUCCUGGAGAUUACAACAGAGUAUUUGGUUCUAGACAAGAAGAGUGUUCACCUGGAGGAUGCUUGCUAGAACUCUCUGUUCAGCUUGCUAUUAUCAUGGUUGGCAAGCAGAUAAUGAAUACGUGCAUGGAGAUGGUGAUUCCCCUACUUUGGAAGUGGUACAACAUGUUGACAGUACCAGAGACUCAGAGGGAGGCGUAUAACUGUUGGCCAAGGUGGGCAAAGGAUUUCCGGCUGGUGAACUUUGAUCCACGAGGACUCUUCCCCGAGUAUCUGGAAAUGGGACUCAGACAUCCACUCAUCCCAAAUGGUUGUAAACCUAGCUAUCUUGAGAUCGUUCUUCAGUACGGCUUUGUGACAGUGUUUGUGUCAUCGUUCCCUCUGGCUCCGCUGUUUGCCUUCCUGAAUAAUGUGUUUGAGAUGAGGCUAGAUGCUAAGAAGCUGUUGACUCACUUCAGACGGCCUGUGUCUCAGAGAGUGAAAGACAUCGGUAUCUGGUUUAAAAUCCUGGACUCGAUUGGGAAGCUUGCGGUUGUCACUAAUGCUUUUAUCAUCGCAUUCACUUCCAACUUCAUCCCAGAACUUGUGUAUACUCACGUGGUAGCUCAGAAUCACAACCUCGACGGAUUCCUGAACCAUUCACUUGCAUUUUUUGACAUUGAGGAUUACAAUCCCCACUUCCGUCCUAGAUUUCCAGAGACGACACAGAUUUGCAGGUACCCAGCUUAUCGUAAUCCUCCUGGAACACCAGAUGAGUACAAGUAUGCUCCUAUUUUCUGGCAUAUUUUGGCUGCAAGACUGGCAUUUGUUGUUGUAUUUGAAAAUGUGGUUUGUCUAAUCAUACUCUUCAUCAAAUGGAUAGUUCCUGACAUACCUUUCCGCCUUCAGGAACAAAUACGACGAGAAGCAUACGUUACCAACGAGCUAAUAGUAGAACAAGAAUUACGCAGAGCAAGAGGAGAGGACGACAACAUCACAACUAGCUCCUCCCCCACUAGAUCGCCCCUUCGAAGACAAUUGUCGGAACCAGCAAGAAGGGGCUACGACGUCAGAUUUCGUAUUUUAAACCAAGAAGCUCCAGCGGCAGUUGUUUGAGAUUAUAAAGAAACCUCAAGUGCCUUUCCUUUUGACAAAAUUUAGCAUGUUAGUAACAUGUUCACACAGUUUUAAUUUUUAGGGAAUAUCAGAAAGUGAGUGGUUACCUAGUGAGGUUAAUUCAAAGUCUCUAAAGGCAUGGUCUAGAGAAGUUUUAAUCUCUGAAAACUUGACUAUAUCUGGUUCCUAAUUUGUGUGUAUUAGUGUGAACUGUUUACAUGAAGCUAGUCUUGUGUGCGAGGAACUCCACGAAAAUAUAAAAAGAUAUCAAAAGUUCUAAAAACGUGAAAUUCGGUCUACAUUUUCCUUUUUAAAAUGCACAAAUGUGUUGUGGUUGGUGAUCUUUUAUAAUCAAUAUAGUUUAUAGGUUUGUACAUUUCAACAGAUUUAUGUCAAGGAAUGUGGAAUGUGAUAACAAGGUUUCUUGCUAAGUAAGAUUUUUUGUUGGCUCGAGCAUUGUGAAUCUAGAAUUUUGAGGUUUUAUGUAGGAUUUGCUGGUACUUAAUUGUAUGAAAAAAAAUUGUAUAUUUCAUAGACUUGACAAAGUCUGCAUUAUGCCAAAUAUUUUUGUAUUUUGUUACACUAACUAGACAGGAAAAAUUAUUUAUUUAUACAUAGUAAAAAUGAGGUAUGAAUACUUAACAUUCAUCAAGACCUAGCAUGCUUAUUUCAUCAUGAAGGAUUGCCUAACACCAAACAGGUGAGUGUAGACUAAGGGUGCAUCUAUGUGGUUCAACAUUACCUGAUGGAUGGAGAUGCACGCUUCUGACAUCAUGAGAGAGUCAUUUUUGUAUUGCUACCAGAUCUGUAAAGUUGUCCGUACACUACCAUUGUCUGGUAGACAAAGCAUGGGUGGUGUUAUCAUUUCAUGUCCAUAACCAUCAGACAAAUUUCACUAAUGACAUUCACCUACACUAUAGUACUUGUUUUCCGUCAAUGACGAACAUUUCACCUGUUCAUUUAGGAAUUAUGGCAACUCUAUCUGCUGGAUGGUGUAGAAGCGAUUUAAUUUUUAGCACCUUUGGCUUUUCCUAGGAUAAAAUAGUAUGACAACCAUCAUGUUCUUUUGUUAAAGGAAAAUGAGUAUAUGGUUCUUGGUAAAUUAUUUCUUUCCUAAAGUUGAAGUGGCAUGAGAGCAUUUACCUUUACUUUCAGCACUUCAUGGACUUCAAUUUUAGAAUAAUUCUUCUUGAUCAAAGCAGAACCACCCAUUAUUUUUCUCUCAAGGUAUUGAAUUAUGGUAAUAGAGGAAGUGGUGGAAACAGUCCUUUGUGGGAUAACAGUCUAGGCAAUUGGUGCAUAUGUGUCUAUAGUAAAUUCUUCUGUGAUUUUCACAGUAAAUUAGUUUGUAUUGAUGAUCUUGCCAGAUGCUAUUGUGUGUGUGACCUUGAGGUGAGAUUGAAAAUGGCAUUGUUGCGUGCAAUAAAUGAUACAGUAAUCAGAUUACUGAUGUGUCUUGAUACCACACUUCAGUACUUUUGGCAUGGAACUUCCUCCAUUGAAUAAUGACAUAAUAGAAUCAUAAGAUACUCAGAUUUGACUUGCACUUUUUCUUCAGUAUCAUUGAUACUGAAGAAAAGUGAAGUUUUUUCACAUUACCCAUACCUUCUUUUCUUGGGCUGCUGCUACCUACGAUGGCGUACGGACAGUUUUCUUUUUAAGACCGUCCAUGCCCUCUAGCUUUUGUUUUUGGUCAGUAUAGACUGUUAUCUUUAUAUUCAUCGAUAUUUUGACUUGUCCUUUAAAGUCUUCGUUGCACCUCGCAUCCUUUUGAGAUCAUUGCAGUCCAUGUUCAUUCUGAUUUGUGGUGUCAUGCAUUCUUCGCCAGGACAUGUCAUUUGAUUAAGGAAACAUUUCUAAGUGACCUUUUAGUUAUGUACGUCAGGAAUGUCAAACGAGUGUAUUGGCCCUUGGUUUAAGCUCUCUGUAUAGAAUAACAGCAAGAAUAAACUUCUCAUAAAGGUUUAGCUGAUUUUUUUAAGGUCAUAAAUAUUUACCCAAGGGGUGCAUCACUCCUAUUUUUUUCCUUGAAUAUGUUAAGGGAAAAUACUUCAUGGGUUUGCCUACAGGAUAACAAUGUAAUCAAGUUUCCACGAAGUGAUAGGAUCCAUUUUUUUGGUGAAUCACCAUAAAGUAUUAAGUCAAGUAUUAUGUAAUAUAGUGAUAUCAUUUUGUAUUUUUUAAAUUUUACAUUUUUUCAAAUAUAAUGCAAGUUUUUGUUGGCAAUACCGUGUUUUAUAAUUUUCCAUUCAUGUUGAGAGGCAAGGUAAUGAAAUCUUGGAAUACAGAAUUGAUUGGCAGUGCAGUUAUAACCAUUUACUUUCAAAGAAGAGAAUCUGAAAAGACUAUUAAACGAAAGAGAGAGAGAGAGAGAGAGAGAGCGCAGUGAUGGUAUGAUUACAUAGUAUUUAACCAUCUUGAAACUGAGAGGUUACGAGACGAGACUCGAAAAGAUUGUAUAUAAAGAUGCUAAAGUGACUACUUUCCUAAGUCCUAUAGAGUAAGGAUGCAUAAGUGACAGCUUUUUACAAAUGAUUUUAGAUAUUGUGUUCUUUUGGUGCUAUAAUGUCUGUGUUUGUGCUCGUUCUAUUUGUAGUGAUGAGUGAAUUAUUGCAAUUAGGUUAAAACACAAUCAAAUUGAUGACCUACAGAAAUUUUACCUGUCAGGUUGUAAUUUCGUUAAGUUUGGAAUUUGUUGUUUAUACAUUUUAGAAAGUAAUCUUUUCAGAUGUAGCUGUUAACAGUACGACUAUUUUCAUGUAAAUUUAAGAGAAUUUUGUCAACAUUAUGCUCAAAAACAUUAUUUUGCUUUAGAAAGUUAAGUUUAUUAAAUUUCUUUGCACUAUUGUUUUUUCAUCGCCAAAUGUGUAUGGUACUGGACUUACUAUGCUUCAUGUGCUUAAAAGCUUUAUUACUAUUAGUCUUAGUGUUUCAAGUAAUUGAGUAAUGUUCGUUGUUACAUUAGUUGUAAGAGCUUUGAUCUGCCUUUGGUCCCCAUCCUAUUGGGAAUAAUCCCUUUAUUACAAAAGUAUCUGGUUUUUACAGACCUGCGGUAUAAUGAGUUCAUCUUUUAGUUUGAUUUCUUUUCAUAAUUAGUCAAACUGAUGACGCAUACCCUGCCAAGGAAUAUUUAUGUUGUGUUUGUUGACUUCACUGAUGUGAAUGGAGACACCUUUCACCACCAUUUCCUCUUCCAAGUACAACUACAGUUAGCAGUGACAGACCAAAGUUUCUUCUCACACUGUCUGCAAAGCAGAACAGAUACCCAGCUGAAAAGUGGUGGGGUAAGACGUUGAAGAGGCAAGUUGUACUUAGAUAUCAUUUAUGUCUUUCUGUAUUAUUUUCUUACUCUUAAAAGUUGACAUAGCCGAGUAACCAAUCACAUAGCAAAUUCAUUUUAAAAAUUAAGCUUCAGAACAAAAACAGAAAUAAUUUGGGGAAGGAAAAUGACAAUGGACAAUAUGAACAUGAUCUAAGAAAUUAUUUUUUCCCUAAUAGUGUCUUGAGGAUAAUUUGCUGGAAAGGGCUUGUCAUUAUAUGCCUCCCUUCUGUGAAAAUGGCAAGAAUUCGACCAUUAGACUUUGCAGAGAGAGAGAGAUUGAGCUAUUAAUGGUGUGCUGUACGGUGAUGACUCAUUUUAAUUGUCAAAAUUAUUUUCAUUAUGCUGUUAGGUUUUGAUCAGUUUAAGAUACUACUGGUUUUUUGCCAUGUUUCAAAGGUUAUCCUUAGCCACAGUCUUAUCUUUUAACCAGUUCAUUAUGCCGUGUUGCAUCACUUUUCUCAUGGUAAAAGAUGUAGUAGUAUCUAUAAUCAUCUUGUAAAUUGAUAUAUUUUAUUAAAGAAAUUGUUCUUUUAAGUGAAGUAGUUUUUAUGUUGCUGGAAAGAGGAAUUCUUCUGAGGACAGACAUUGACCCUUCAUUUCAGGGCAUCAAAGCUGGCACUCCUGCUUGUAAAAUAUACCACCAAAAGAGUAGCACACUGGUCCCUGAAAGUACUUCAAAUUGGCAGGGGAUGGAUAUCAGCCCCAAAUGUUAAGAAGUCCCUUGUACUAUGUCCUUCUGUUGACAUAGAGGAAUCACUGUUGGGGUAAUCAACUGCUGCACAUUUUGCUGAUGAGAAGUAGCUAGCAUACCUGGCCUCAACUGCAGAAAAGUACUUAUGGGUUCAUGUUUAUGGAAUACAUAUGUAAAGGCAUGACAGACCUUAACUGAGGAUCUUGAGAACUACAAUAAAACAACAAGAGAGAUUUCAUUCACAAAAAGAAAAAAAAAUUAUCAAAACCCAACAGUCUGAGUACUGAACAGCUUCUAGUACAAAAAGCAUAAACAAAUGGUUAAUAUGAAUUAUUAUUACAUGUAAAAGGUGAUAAUAAGAGAAAUAAUUAUCUACAUUAAAUGGAGACUUGACAAAAGAUCACGAACUAUUAAGACCAGUAAGAGAUUGAAGCACUAGUACAGUACAAAGGUUAUUAAAUAGAAAAAUAGACUUCUUAGAUUACUGAUGCUAGGAAAAUAAAAGUACCAAAGUACACAUUAUCAAAAGUAGAUCUUAAUCAUAAAACUAGUACUGCAGAUGGUGAAGCAUUGAAGACCUCAUAUGUAAUGUGAUUUCUGUGUCGAAACAUGAGCUAUAUAUGCUGAAAUUUAAAUGAUAAAUUCAUAACUUAAAGAACAUUUUAUGAUAUCAUGAAGGAUAUUUCUUUCUCUCGUGAAAAGGAAGAGGAUGUUUGAGCUUAAUGCCAGUAAAAACAAUGAUGAGUUACUCCUGUACUGAUCUAGACAAAAAAAGAAAUAACCGGUACCAUAUUGGCUAACAUUUUACAGUGCAAGAUAUUCUAUCAUCUGGACCUGAAUAAAAAGUAAUUUUUAUUUGUUAGUGUGUGGGCAGAGCAGAAAGGAAAGAAACAAGAAAUUGACAGUCCAAAAUAUGGAAAAAGAUUUUAUUUUAAGGCCCCGUCCACACGGUCGAGCUUUAGUCGACGAACUUUGUCCGAUGUGACGUCAGAAGCCAGAAAAGUCAGAACUUUACCACAGUUUCUCCGCUUCUGACGUCACAUCGAACAAAGUUCGUCGAGCAAAGCUCGGCCGUGUGGACGGGGCCUAAUGUGCUCACACAGUCCCUCUUACUGUACCCUGCAAAUUGGAUUCAUCAGGUUGCAAAAAUUUGAGGCAUUAUAGUGGCCACCCCUCAUGAAAAAAAAAAAGGAAACUCAACAGCAUUAAAAUUAAGUCAGACUAAUAUGAGAUAUUUUGAUAUUAACUUUGCAUAACCAACAUAUUGCAUAAUGAAACACUGAAACUCAAGUAUGAAGCUUUUGAAGGUUGAAAUACUUUGUGGGCUAAAUACGUAUGUAAUGAGUUCAGUUUCUGAAAUACAAAAUUUAACUAAAAUUGAUGAAUGGAGUUCAUUUUUGUCUUCUACCAAUGGUGAGAUAUAGAAUGACUUUUAGUAAUGAUGAUUUGAAGAAGAUUCAGAUGAUUAAGGAUAAAACGUUCUACAGUAGUAGAAUAUAUUUCAGGUAAUAUAAUUGCCAAAGAAAGGAUUGUGACAUCGUAGUAAAGUAUUUUGUGUGCAAGAGAACUAAAAUCCCAUAAUUUUUCCACUAGUUCUGGAUCUUGUACAGAUAAGCUGAAGUAAUUAGAGGAAAAGGACUAUCCAUAAUGAUCCUGCUGUGAAAUUGCUUUCCCAAAAGUAGCUCACCUGUUUCUGUUGCUGUUGAACUUUGUCGCUUUUUCAGACUACUUGGCAAGGAGUACACCACUGCUAUGCUUGUACGUAUUUGUUUAUAUCCUACAGCUUCUCUUCACUUAUCAAGUUUUGAUUUUUUCAUUGUUUCUCAUUACGUGCUUAACUCACUUUACUGUCCUGUCUUGGAUAAUCAUAUGUGCUCCUCUUUCAUAAUCUGCUGAAGUAAAUUGAAGGUUAGAAUCACAGAUAGGAUAGCUUUGGUGGUAAACAGCAAACUCCUGGAUAGUGCUUGUCACAAUUUGAAAGUGCCUGGGAAUGGGAGACACUUCAUUUCUUAGAACUACCAUUCUUGGCCUACAUACUCCCAACUGAGAAACCUAUAAGCAAGAAUGCAGAUAGUCGUCCUCGUGAUUGAUGGUAAUCUUCUAGUUUUUCCUCCUAAUUGACCACGUUGGUGCUCCAGUAUUGUCAGAUCAAACUGUUGUCAUAGGUACAGAAUGUAAACAAAUUUACACAUAGAAUCAUAAAUAAUUUUGGGGUAUGUUAUAUAAAUUUGUAAUUGUAUAUAUCUGGGAUAUUCUUUUUUAAUUUUGUGAUGUUCAGUUACUCCCACACUUUCUUCCCUUGACUGCAUAUUGCCAAGUGUCAUCCUUGUGAAUUCACAUAGUAUAGUACUUCAUUUCCUCUGUGUAUUUUUCAGCAUCAUGGGGAAUAGUGUGUCUUAUCACAGCUUCCAGUUAACAAUAUUUUAAGUUAUAUAUAAAGUUUCUAGGUUCCAUCAUGUGGCCCUUGAGUCUUAUUUUAGCUUUCCCACUUUUUAUCUGAGUAAAUAUGCAGUCUGAUUCGUGCCUCGGUAAGCAUUCAAGAUAUGAAUCAAUACUUAAAUAUUUUAUGUCAAGGGUUCACAUGGCCAAGUCUUUAUUAUCGUGAACAACACUACAAGAGAAUGUCAUUUUGAAUUUUCCCUGGCAGCAAAGGAUAAAAUCACACGAGUGCAGUAUUUUAAUUUGUUUUUGAGUGAUGACCCUUUGAGAUUGCCCCAACUCUGGUACAAAGGGAAGAUGAUUAAUACCCCUGUAUUGUAAAAAAAAUAAAUAAAAAACAAUUACCUAUCUAUUAAGAAAACAUUAAAUACAUUGUGCUAUUGUAUACUACUUGAGAAGCUUUGUCAUUAAUAAUUUUUCAGUAAAAAAAAAAAUUUAUGUAGGAAGUGAAGUAGAACACAGUCCUUUCAAAUUAAUGUUUUAUAUACCACCGAGUAACAACAUAAAAUUCUAAAAAUUAA